Notechis scutatus (mainland tiger snake) is the source of this 7809-nucleotide messenger RNA. It is a transcript of the gene NRP2, whose product is annotated as neuropilin 2. Gene Ontology annotation, molecular function: semaphorin receptor activity; vascular endothelial growth factor receptor activity. Gene Ontology annotation, cellular component: postsynaptic membrane; glutamatergic synapse; axon. Gene Ontology annotation, biological process: angiogenesis; axon guidance; vascular endothelial growth factor signaling pathway. NCBI's taxonomy places the organism in Eukaryota, Metazoa, Chordata, Lepidosauria, Squamata, Elapidae. The record is from RefSeq and is a predicted model, not a curated record.
CGAGGCGGAGGCAAAGAAAGGGAAGAGCAGCGAACCCCGCACCAGCGUCCGCACAGCUUCAGUCAAGACCCCACGCGUCGGAGGAAGGAGGCGGCGGCGGCAGCAGCGGCGGCGGCGGCUAUAGAGCAGCACUCGAGGAGUCGUUCGCGGCGCCGCAUCCGGAAAACGCCUCUGGCGUGAAGCCGACCGCCAGCCGCUUGAGAGCUCGAACUGGAAGCGCGCGGGGGGAAGCAGCCGGGCGCCGCGGGCUGGGAAAUCGCCCUUCGCCGGGAGCGCCGUUCGUUGCGCUCUCGCUCUCCGCCGCCAGGCUCGGGCGAGGACUGAGGGGGCGGGAGGGGUGCACGGCUGGCUUGGUGCGAUGCCAAGGCGGCCUUUUUUCGGCGGCUCUGCGAAGAACCUAGCCGGUGGUGCCGUGCUAAAGGCAACGCCGCUCUGAAGAACGGGGCUCUCUCGCGUGCUCUGGGCGUGCGCGGUUCUGUUGCUCCGUGUGUUGCCGGCGGAGCGGUUUUUUUUUCUGCUGAACGUCAGGAGUUCACUCCAGCUCGGCGAUCUUUUAGGGAAGUGGGUUUAUUGCGGAGCCAAGGGGAGGAAGCUCCGGAACGGAUUUGAAAGCUCGGCAGAGGAAAUUCUGGGACGAAAUCCUCCCGGAGAGUUGCAAAAGAAAAUCCCGCUCUCCCUGACCCAGCGCGGCUUGGGAGGAAUCGCUCUUUCCCCAUCAAGGGUUUCUCCAUCCUCCCCGAAAUGGAUACAGUUCCUCUGCUCUGGGGAUUUCUCCUUCUUCGUUUGGCCGGAUCGGGAGUCUUGGGGCAAGCAGCAGCUCAGCCAUGUGGGGGCCGCUUGAAUUCCAAAGAUGCUGGCUAUAUCACUUCACCCGGCUAUCCACAAGACUACCCUUCGCAUCAGAAUUGUGAGUGGAUCAUUUAUGCCCCAGAACCCAACCAGAAGAUCACCCUCAACUUCAACCCACACUUUGAAAUUGAGAAACAUGAUUGCAAGUAUGAUUUUAUUGAAAUACGGGACGGGGAUAAUGAAAACGCAGAUCUUCUGGGAAAACACUGUGGAAACAUUGCUCCACCUACUAUCACUUCAUCUGGCUCUUCUGUGUAUAUCAAAUUCACCUCAGACUAUGCCCGUCAAGGUGCUGGCUUCUCUCUGCGUUAUGAGAUCUACAAGACUGGCUCUGAAGAUUGUUCUAGAAACUUCACCAGUUCAAAUGGCACCAUCGAAUCCCCAGGCUUCCCUGAUAAGUAUCCACACAAUUUGGACUGCGCCUUCACAAUCAUGGCCAAGCCGAAAAUGGAGAUUGUUCUUCAGUUUUUAACAUUUGACCUAGAGCAUGACCCUCUGCAAGUCGGGGAGGGAGAUUGUAAAUAUGAUUGGCUGGACAUCUGGGAUGGUAUUCCUCAAGUUGGGCCCUUGAUUGGCAGGUACUGUGGUACAAAAACUCUUUCAGAGAUCCACUCAACUACUGGCAUCUUAUCCCUCACAUUCCACACAGAUUUGGCUGUAGCUAAAGAUGGCUUUUCUGCUCGCUAUUAUUUGGUCCAGCAGGAGGAGCCAGAGAACUUCCAGUGCAACAGUCCACUGGGAAUGGAAUCUGGACGGAUCUCCAAUGAGCAAAUCACAGCCUCCUCUACAUACUCUGAUGGCAGGUGGACUCCGCAACAGAGCCGACUCAAUAGUGAUGAUAAUGGGUGGACUCCUAAUGUGGAUAGCAACAAAGAGUUCCUGCAGGUGGAUCUUCGCUUUCUGACUGUGCUCACAGCCAUUGCUACUCAGGGCGCCAUUUCCAGAGAAACACAAAAUGGAUACUAUGUUCGCUCAUACAAACUGGAGGUCAGCACAAAUGGAGAAGACUGGAUGAUGUACCGGCAUGGCAAAAACCACAAAGUGUUUCAGGCAAACACCGAUGCUUCUGAAGUGGUUCUGAACAAAAUCCAUGCUCCAGUGCUGACUCGGUUUGUGCGGAUCCGUCCCCAGGUUUGGCAUAGUGGAAUUGCUCUUCGACUGGAGCUAUAUGGCUGCCGAAUUACAGAUUCACCCUGUUCCAGUAUGUUGGGGAUGCUUUCAGGACUUAUCCCAGACUCUCAGAUCUCAGCUUCUUCUACCAGAGAAUAUCACUGGGUUCCUAGUGUGGCACGCCUAGUCAGCAGCCGCUCAGGAUGGUUCCCACGCAUCCCUCAAGCCCAGCCUAGUGAGGAGUGGCUGCAGGUAGACCUGGGCCUCCCAAAGAAUGUGAAAGGAGUGAUUAUCCAAGGGGCCCGAGGUGGGGACAGCAUUAAUGUGGCGGAGGCCCGAGCCUUUGUGAAGAAGUUUAAAGUGGCCUACAGCAUGGAUGGGAAAGACUGGCAUUCAAUACAAGAUCCCCGGACCAUGCAGCCAAAGAUAUUUGAAGGGAAUAUGCACUACGACACCCCUGAAGUUAGAAGAUUUGAUCCUGUUCCUGGACAAUUCAUCAGAAUUUACCCAGAAAGAUGGUCUCCAGCAGGGAUUGGGAUGCGAUUAGAAGUCCUUGGGUGUGACUGGACUGGUGUGAAGUCCACUGCGGAGACAUUGAAGCCCACAUUGAAGAGUGAAGAGAUGACCACUCAGUUUUCCACUGAUGAAGAGGCAACAGAUUGUGGUGAUGGUUGUAUGGAGAAUGGAGAUUUCCAGAUCCCAAUAGGAUUCAAUUGCAACUUUGAUCUUCCUGAAGAUUUUUGUGGUUGGACACAUGACACGUCUACAGGAUUUACAUGGGCUUUUCAUUCUAGAAAAACCUGGACUAGCCAUUUAGAACCAGGCAUUGGGGUCUACCCAGAUGGCAAGAGUUAUUUGAGGUUGCAAAGCAGCGCAAGAAGAGAAGGGCAACAUGCUCGGCUGAUCAGUCCCACUGUCUUCUUGCCCAGGAGUGCUGUGUGCCUGAUGUUUUGGUACCAGCUCUCUGGAGGGAGUGGGACUAUGCUGCAGGUGCGACGGGAGGCAACACAUGAAAACAAACCACUGUGGAUCAUCAGGGAAGACCAAGGGGAGGAGUGGAGAGAAGGCCGGAUUCUUCUGCCUAGUUAUGAUACAGAAUAUCAGAUUGUAUUUGAAGGCACCAUAAGCAAUGGGCAUUCAGGAGACAUUGCCAUUGAUGAUAUUCAAAUAGGCACUGAUACUUCUUUGGAGGACUGCAUGGAACCCAUUGCAGCUUUCCCUGGAGAACACACAUUUGAAAUUUCAGUGGAUUUCCCAGCAUUAGAGGAUGAGGUUUCAAUUCAUGGGGAAGAUUUUGGAGAAAACUCUGAAGAUGAUGCCAUAAACCUGGACAGAAAUCACACCACACUUUCUACAAACUCCCCACUGACUCCACUGGUGGACACAGAGAAGAGCUGGCUAUAUACUCUGGACCCCAUCCUGGUUACCAUCAUAGCCAUGAGUUCUCUAGGAGUUCUUCUAGGGGCAAUUUGUGCUGGGCUACUACUGUACUGCACCUGUUACUACACUAGCCUCUCUUCCCGGAGCUCUACCACUCUGGAGAAUUAUAACUUUGAGCUUUAUGAUGGCAUCAAACACAAGGUCAAAAUGAACCACCAAAAGUGUUGCUCUGAGGCAUGACUGAUUGCACUGAAAUCACAUUUGACAUUUCAUUCCAGCAGUAGUGGCUGGGGAAGAUUACUUUUUCUAUGGGAACUGAAUGCCAUAAUUUUACACAAGCCCAUGCUGGAAUGCUGAAGGGGUGGGGGGUUGCUGUUGUUUAGAAGAAAAAGAAGAAAGCAGCAGCAAGAAGAAAGUUGAAAGAGGAUUACCAUUUGUAAGAAAUGUGGGUAAUUGCUCUUUCAGGAAGAAUUGGGUAGGCUCAAACAAAGCAGCCACCAUGCUCUCUAUUUUAUUUCUUCUGUGAGCCAAUUGCAUCUGUAGUAGGCAAAAGAUCCACUUGGUUUUGAGGAAGCGAGGGAGAAAAUGUGCAUAAUUGUUUCCCACUCCCUUCUUCGGAUGAGAUUGCUAAAUGGUCCCCUCCCCUUCCCCUUUCUAGUCUUAGUAAUUAUAAUCUCACACUUGUUCACCCACACAGGAACCCGCGUGCCCUAGCCAGUAGAUCACCUUUCAGAAAUGGUGCUUGAAUGAAAGGGACUGUCUCAGUGCUGUGGGUGAUGAAACAAGUCCAGGAAGCUGCAGCCACUUCCAAUCUCCCCCACACCAGCAAUGAAACCAUGUGGUUCCUUUUCACCAAUCGGAAAAGGAGUGGCAGUGAUUGGGGACAGAGGGGGGAGGAGGAGAGGAUCUGGCUCAUGGAUCAGCGGGAAAAGCAGCACUUUCUUCCUGGAUUACCAAGCAAAUGAAACAGGCAGCCAGAGAUGUGAAAGUUGACAGAAGCACCUCCUCCAGAGAAGCUGAAGAGCCUUAAAGUGGUUUGUGAAAAAGAGCCAUUUAUUAAAUCCAGAUCUUGGACUGAAACAGCAGAGGCCUUCAUCACAAGGGCUCUUUCUUCUCCUUUUCUUUCUUUCCCUCUUUUUUUAAUCUUAUUUUUUUAGUGAACAUUGCCACAAACAAAAGACACAAUUAUAAGGUGCCCAAGAACUCAGGAGAUGGCUUUUUAUAUAUUUCAAGAGGAAGACAGGCUGCUAGGUAGAUAGAUAAAUAAAUAUAUUUUGUUAAUGCUGUGUCCACUCUGAUGGGGAAAAAAGAAGUAUUAAAAGGCUUGUGGAGUAAAUGCAGUUAUUCAGCCCAUCACACAGGGUGGCAAUGAUACCUCUAACUGGCAGAUAUGAUUUAAUGUCAUCAUUAGCCCAUAAGAAGGACUUAAUUUUUCUGCAAAGGAUUCUAAACUAAUGUACCCUUUGAGCAGAUUCAUAAUUGUGGAGCUGUCUGGCGAAGACAUUGGUGCUUCACAGAUUAAGCUCCUUUCGGGAGGACCCAGCCAUUGGAAACCUAAGGUUAUGGCAACAUCGCAGGGUAUCAAGGUUAAGCUGAUAGUAUGGUUGUCACAUAAAUGGAUCUGGAGCAAUCUUCUAUCACCUUCUUCCUUCAGAAAAAUGCAACUUGCUUGUUGUGGUUUGCAUAGCAAUUUGUUUAUUUUUGAAGGGCUUUGUCUGAAUAUGUAUUUGACUUUUUUUAAUAAAGUGCCUUAGAAAAAUAUUUUUCCCUUAGAGGUGUGUGAUGUAAUGAAUUACCACUGAGGCAUUCAAUGUUUCUCCUUAUCCCUCUUCCUCCUUCACUUCUUCAUUGCCAUCAGAUCUCUACUGGGUAGAGUUUUGUCCUCUCAGAUAGUCAAAUAUAUAACUGUUUUCAUGUGUGCUGUGCCAUGCUUGAAGUAUCUUGCAGACCAGUUUACAGUACCAACUUUCAAUUUCCAAUGCCUUUUUUCAGCUCUUGGCAGCAAUCUUCAAGCCACAGGGUGUGUUUUGUUUUUUGUUUUUUAAGUCAUAGUGACUGAGGUGUGAGAUAUUUUCCAAAUUAGCAGAUUGGAUGGGCAGUUUUUCUUUAAAGUGGUAAUUUGAGGAAUGACACCUGAUAGCUUACUAUGAUAGAUUGAUACUCAAUGAUAAUGCUAUAAUGCUGAUAUAGCUUCAUCUUUGUGCUGGCUAAGCUCUUUUCUAGGAAUGUACCUAAUUUUCAGUAAUUGUCACUUGUUACAUUUCACUGGAAUGCAUUUCUAAAUUGCUACUUGUGAAUGUAAUGGUACAUCUUUGGGUACGCAUGGGUCAUAUAUGUACACAUGUAUAGAAGUGAGGAUUUUCAGCAGCUAUCCUACACACACAGGAUCUACUGUCAUGCAAACUAUGAAAUGCUCUUCUGGACAGUUUUAUAUGCAUGUUUACCAAGCUAAUGUCUAGAACGUUUGGUGUAUGUGGUAAUAACCACUUGUGUGCAAGGGUAUGAACAAGGCACUUACUUUCACUUUAACACACUGAAGUCACCAUUUUGUGCAGGUGUAGGUGUGCUUAAGUGCAGCUGAUUUUGGUGCAUUUAAUUCCGUGAUAGACCAGGAUGUUAAAGCAUUGAUUUUCACACUAUUUUCUCCAUUCCACAGAAGACCAGCAGGAGCAACUCAUUGAAAGAAAUAAUGUUACUGGUAGUCCUUGACUUAGGAUCACAAUUGGAACCAGAAUUUCCAGUGCUAAGCAAGGUGAUUAUUAAGUGAGUCACAUUAGAUUUUGCAACUUUUUAUGCCAUGGAUGUUAAACAAAUCUGGCUUCUCCCAUUUGCUUAUCAAAAGUUGGCUGGGGAGGUCACAAAUGGCAACCCCAGGACUCUUCAGCCAUUGCUGAAGUACAUGCCAGUUGCCAAGCCCUCGGAUUUUGAUCACAUGACUGUGGAGAUGCUGCAACUGUCAGAAGUCAUUUUUUUCAGUGCUGUUGUAACUUUGAACAGCCAAUAAAUGAAUGGUUGUAAAUUGAGGACUACCUGUAAAUAGAUGUCCUUGAAAAACAGCAUGAGCAAGAUGCCAUCCAUCAUUCCUAAAAUACAUAGCUGCAUUGGGAGUUUUGGAACAUCCAUUGUUCACACAGAGCAAAGCUGGCUAGCUAGUGGCUUGUGUCCUGGAAAAUACUUUGGAAUAUGCUCCCAAUUCUGUGCAAGAGUUUAGUUUUUAUGUGCUCCUGGGUUUCCAUAGCAGAAGGCAGCUUAGAGAAAGUACUCUGGUAGCAAGUACUCUGGUAGCAUUUCAAAAGCACUGCCUUAAACAGCCUUGCUCUAACAGAAUAAUGACUGUAUCUAUCCAGGUAUACCAUAUACAAAUACACUUCAACUCACCCUAAACUGAAGUACCAUAUAGAGCGUGAUCAUCCAAUUUUACAGGGGCUCCUUUGGCAGACCUGAUUACUGCUACCAAUGUUGAAGAAAGGUCCACAAGCCAGCUAAGGCUUAUCACUGGAGCACUCCAUGGUUUUCAGUGGAAGAAUAAAGCAUAGUUGGAUGGGGUCCCAUCCAUAUUUCUCUUAUACUUGCAUGGUGGAUGAAGGAAGAUCUCAGAGAUGAUAUAGAUAUAUUAAAAGGUAGUGUUGCUGUCUAUAGUAGACAUACAGAGAGUGAGAGUUCGUAUAUACAUAUAUUACAAUGUAUAUGUGUUUGCGCGUGCUUGUGAGUUCUCUGUAUGUAUUAUAUAUGUAAGUGGCUAUGUGGGGUUUCUUGUAUCUUUAAUGGAGGCAGAGGCUGCUGCCACCCUCGGCAUCAGUUCAACCAGGAGGGCAGAGCAAAUGGCAUGCAAUUGAAGAAUCCCAUACACUUUGUAUUCCAUGUUGGCAGGUACAGGGGCUUUGUUGUGUGUGCACUCAAUGAGCAAGAAUCUGGCCAUAAUGCUGCAUAGCUGAUACCUGACCUACCUCCGUGCUGGGUGCUUUACUGUUCUAAUGCAGAAAAUGGUGUUUGAUUGUAUUUUUCAUAGGGUGAAAGAAAAAACGAAAAGAAUUGGUGCAUAUUUUCAUGUCAGUAUGUUGUCAUCUGCAAAUGUAUGUUGUGCUUGAUGAUCCAUGUUCUUUAGUAACCUCCCUCUUUUCCAGAUGGACAAAGAAAUGCAGCCUAGUGCUACCAAUGCCUUUGCUGAAAUAUUGCUUGCUUCCUCUCUCCCUCCCUCCCUGCCUGCCUUCCUGCCUCCCAUGGUCAGCUUCACCAUGGCCAGUAGGAGCACUGCAGGGUCUUUGCUUUCUAAGCAGAUAUCUAAAGAGUAAGAGGGAGGAAAAAUGCAGGAAAUGGGAUUUUGCAUAUCUUACCAGCUCAAGGUAGUUUGAUCAUUUUACUGGCUGUGCCAGAUCAUGUGGACUUUAAAGCUUUUACUGUGAUUCUUCAGUGUUUAAAGAAAAACCCAAACUGUGUUUCUAUGAUUUGUAUAAAAGCCUUUUAAAAGUA